Poecilia latipinna (sailfin molly) is the source of this 2373-nucleotide messenger RNA. Its product is annotated as aminopeptidase O-like. The record is from RefSeq and is a predicted model, not a curated record. The transcript has 6 exons. Gene Ontology annotation, cellular component: nucleolus. NCBI's taxonomy places the organism in Eukaryota, Metazoa, Chordata, Actinopteri, Cyprinodontiformes, Poeciliidae. Bases 176 to 1606 code for a protein of 476 amino acids. Gene Ontology annotation, molecular function: metalloaminopeptidase activity.
CAGUUGUUUGCAAAUUAUUGCUGUGCACCCUUAUGUAGAGGGGGAGCGAAUAAAGCUUUAGAGUCUCAACAGUUCCAGUUCUGUGAACUUAUGCCAUAAAUGACCGGUUUGUGAUGUAAAGUUAGCUUUUUAUCAGCAGCCAACUUCUGCUCCACCUUGACCUAAUUUCUGUGACAUGGAGCCAGAUGGGGAGCUUAAUCCGGACACAGACGACCUUCCUCUCAGAGCCAAUACUAACCACAUACUUGUCAGACAUUACGUAUUGGACCUAACCGUUUGUUUUGACAAGAAGAUCAUCAGUGGUAGUAUUGUUCUGUUCCUUGAGCCUUGCUCUGCUGAGAUGGCUAAAACUAAGGCUGAUAUUGGACCUGAAACUGGAGAUGGUGCAAGGCAGGAACCCAAUGAGGAAGGUACAAAGUUUGGAAGUGACACUCAGGGUUCAGAUUUAUUUCAGAGCUCCAAUGCUGAGGAUUUCACCUUAGUGCUGGACUGCUGUGACCUUGAAGUGUCAAAGGUGGAAGAGGUGGACACUGAUUCUGUAUCUGCGGCAUUGGGUUUUCCCCUGACGGCUGCAUCUGAAGAUAUUUCAGUGGACUCACAAGCAGGUUUUAUUCAGCACCUUUUCUCCAUGCCCUCUUCCCAUUGGAAGGAAAAGCAUCGGCUCUUUUCACUGUGCAGCCGGAGCCCUGGCAUCCAGAAGGGCAACUCGCUUCACUUUCACACAGAUCGCUGGAGUUUGCAGGUGAAAAAAAUGGGGGUCACAACUUCGCAGGACUUCCCCCGUAUUAUUAGGAUCUACUACAUGACAAGAACACUGGGAGGCUCAGUGAGGUGGACCAAGGACCAGGACAACAGGGAGUGUGUUUACACCGCCGGCUCUCCCAUCAACAACCGGGCCCUCUUCCCCUGCCAGGAGCCUCCUGUUGCCAUGUCAACGUGGCAGGCGAGGGUACGGGCCCCCAGUGACUGUGUGGUGUUGAUGAGCGGGGAGGAGGAGGCUGUUCCAGCGGAGGACGGGGACACACAUUUCCUCACCUGGAACUAUUACGUCACAAUGCCCAUGCCUGCGUCCACUUUCACUUUGGCUGUGGGACACUGGUGCCGGGUUCCUACAGAGACUCCUUCAGCUCUGGAAAACGAGGUUGAAGGCGGGGUGGGCUGCAGCUGCCUCAAGGCUGAGCUUGUGUCAGAACUUGCAAAGUCUCCUGGUGAAGUAGUAAGAGGCGCUCCAUGUCAGAUUGACAGCAGAGACAAGGCCACCAACUCAGACUCUGCAUUCUGUCACUCUUCCCUUGGGCAUAAGGAGCUCUCUUUAACUGAUUAUUCAGGCAUGGAAGAUGACGGCAUCUCUUGUUCCCAUGGCGACUACCCUUGUCGGUUUACUGAACGGUCUGCUUGGUCCCAGCGGGUGGUUCCACACCGUGUAUUUAGCCCUGCCUGCCUGCUCCAGAAGGCCCAGAUGGGAAUCCUCAAGCUGCUGCCUCGAUGCUUGGCUGCAGCCCAUGCUGUUCUAGGAGUUCACCCUUUUCCCCGUCUUGACGUCCUCAUCGUCCCAGCAGGGUUCUCCAGUCUUGGCAUGGCCAGGUAUUCACUUGUCUGUCUUUGAUUAGACAAAGAGAAAUGGCAGAAAUUUAACAUGAGCAGGUAGUACGCUGGUAUAUGAGGUUGAUUGUAUUGGUUUCAUUCCUACACCGUCAUUAUUUUCGAGUUAUGGAUACGAAUGAAACUGAGAAAAACUGUAUGGAAACCAGACCAGAGUUUUAUUCUUUUCCUUUCAAACCUUUGUUUCUUUCCUUCUCUCAUUUCUUGUUCCUUCAUUCCUUCUUUGCUUUCUGUUCGUAUUGCUAUCCCACCUUGUGUCUUUCGUGCCAUCCUUGUCGGACCUUUCUUCUUCGUGACCUGAAUCUUGUUUUUUGUGUUCUUCCUCUUUUCCUCUUAUCAUUCCUUCAUUGUAUGUUGCAUUCUUCCUAAGUUGCCAUUCUUUUUUGUUGAAUUUCUUCCGUGCCCCUCAUUUUUCCAUUUAUCUUUUCCUUUUUCUUUUUAAACUUGUUGCUUAACUGAUAAAACAGAAAACUGACAGAAUUUAACGAACUGUACAUUUCCUGCCAAAAGGACUGGUUAAAUAUCAGACAGAACUCAACUAAAACUAGUUAAUGCUUAUAAACAGUACAUGGCUUCUCUGUUAGGGGACUUUUACUCGUAUUACUGCAGGUGUUUAAGCCUGUAUGCAUUGUUUAUAACCCAUUGUCUACAGGAUAAAAUCUACACCAAAUUAUAAUUGGUUUAUAUAUAUAUUUUUUGUCACCUUUUAUUCAAGUUUUAUUUCACUUGUAUCCAUGUCACUGGUAAGUAAAUAGAAACUUCCAACCACCA